Vigna radiata var. radiata (mung bean) is the source of this 845-nucleotide messenger RNA. RefSeq lists its product as uncharacterized. Bases 112 to 543 code for a protein of 143 amino acids. The record is from RefSeq and is a predicted model, not a curated record. The transcript is spliced from 4 exons. NCBI's taxonomy places the organism in Eukaryota, Viridiplantae, Streptophyta, Magnoliopsida, Fabales, Fabaceae.
AUUUGGACAUGAAAUUUGAGGCAGAGAGGAUAGAGUUGAAUUGAGCACUUGAGUUUAGCGGUGUCUGUAAUCUACGUAGAUUUUGGCUUUGGUAGUUAUUGUGGCAGAAAAAUGGCGUCGUUGUUUUCGAAUUCUCCAAUGGUAAGAGGCAGAGAUGAAGUGUAUGUUGCUGCAAUGCCUCUGAGGGCUACAAAGGGACCACCCCAGUUGCUUAUGUCUGCUGCUUACUCCCUCAAUUUCUGGGAUUUGCAGCAUUUCAUGGUCAUCAUCAAACCCUAUUCACCUUCUCAGGUUCUGGUUUAUGAUUUUCAGCCCAAAGAUCCCGAAGAUAUAUAUGUGGCACUAGCAGCUUUGUAUGGUAGAGCAGUGCCUGGAGCUGUUCUUGUGAGGAAGUUACAAAAGUUACCAAGAAACAAAUGCUGGCUUGUUGGAUAUUCAACUGAGGAUGCAAUGGAAAUAGCAUCAGAAUUCAACAAAAAAUGGGAAACAAAUUUGAGAAUUGGCCUACACGAUUGUCGCGAUUAUACCAACAUUUUACCAUGAGGUAUUGAAUCUUUUUGGUGAAUUCAAAGGUUUGGUUAAGCAACUCACUGGCGAAAAAGAUGUGCUGGAACGUCUGAGAAACAUUGGUGGAUAGAGGGAAUUCACUGUCAAACAGUGUUUAACUUUUGUCUUUUCUGAUUAAUGUAGGACUUUGAGUCAUACUUGAAUUAUUUUCAUCUGUAGAUAAUUAGAAGUUCCAGCUAAGUAAUCCUAACAAUGGUGAUAGAUUAUGAAAGCUACCACGUUGUGGUUGUUGUAUACUUCAAUAUACUAUACCAGUGAAUGUCGAUAUUUAUCUUAAA